Messenger RNA from Gasterosteus aculeatus aculeatus (three-spined stickleback), 4255 nucleotides. NCBI's taxonomy places the organism in Eukaryota, Metazoa, Chordata, Actinopteri, Perciformes, Gasterosteidae. The record is from RefSeq and is a predicted model, not a curated record.
AUGUUAACUGGUGUGACCCGGAUGUUAGCCGAGUGGACACGCCGCCGCUACUGUUGCGUGAAGUCUGACCGACGCGUGAGAUAUCUGGAUGGUUUUCCGCGGCGAGCUGACGCGCAGGAAAACGCAGAGAAAACGCGGAUGAGACAAGUUGAUUAAUUAAGAUGAGCGAGAUCUGCCGUCCGGCAGCAGAGAGGAGAGAAGCGUCUUUGGAGGGCAGCUAACCCACUGAUGGCCUGCCAGUCGGUCUGUGCAGUCAUGGACGAGCAGGCCCUGCUGGGGCUCGACCCCAACGCCGACGCCCGCUACAGGCACAGGGCCAUGGCUUACUUUGAGCAGCUGAAGGAGUCUCAGGACGCGUGGGAGGUCUGCGCCGACGUCCUCGCCAACGGGCUCUACAGCGACGACCACGUCAAGUUCUUCUGCUUCCAAGUCCUGGAGCACCAGAUCAAGUUCAGACACGCUGGUCUGAGGUCAGUUCAGCAGCAGCUGAUCAGAGAGACUCUGAUGAAGUGGCUCCAGUCGCAGCUGAUGAGCCCUCAGCCUGAGAAGCCCUUCAUCAGGAACAAGGCGGCCCAGGUCUUCGCCCUCACCUUCGUCAUGGAGUACCUGACUCUGUGGCCCAAGUUCUUCUUCGACGUCCUGUCCCUGGUGGGCCUGAACCCCCACGGCGUGGACGUCUACCUGAGGACCCUCAUGGCCAUCGACGCCGAGGUGGUGGACAGAGACAUCCUCCACCUACCUGACGAGACGCGUAGAAACACGUUGAUCAAAGACCACAUGAGGGAGCAGUGCAUCCCCCACCUGGUGGAGUCCUGGUUUCAGAUCCUGCAGACGUACCAGCACUCCCACCCGGAGCUCACCUGCCAGUGUCUGGAGGUGGUGGGGGCCUUCGUGUCCUGGAUCGACCUGAACCUCAUCGCCAACGACCGCUUCGUCAACCUGCUGCUGAGUCACAUGUCGGUGGCGGAGCUGCGAGAGGAGGCCUGCGACUGCCUGUUUGAAAUAGUCAACAAGGGGAUGGACCCCGUGGACAAAACCAAGCUGGUGGAGUCUCUGUGUGGAGUCCUGCAGUCGGCGGGCUUCUUCAACGUGGACCAGGAGGAGGACGUGGACUUCCUGGCCAAGUUCUCCCGGCUGGUGAACGGGAUGGGCCAGAGUCUGGUGCUCAGCUGGACCAAACUGUCCAAGACCGGCAACGUGAAGGACGCGGCGGAGACGCUGCAGGCGCUGGAGACCAAAGUGCCGCUGCUGCUGCGACUGCUGGUGCACGAGGACGACGACAUCUCGGCCAACAUCGUGGGCUUCUGCUACGAGUACCUGCACGUCCUCAAGCAGCUCCCCCAGCUGACGGACCAGCAGCAGACAAACAUGGAGGCCGUCCUGCUGGCUGUCAUCAAGAAACUGACGUACGACGACGAGUACAACUUUGAGAACGAGGGAGAAGACGAGGCCAUGUUCGUGGAGUACAGGAAGCAGCUGAAGAUGCUGUUGGACCGACUGGCUCAGGUCUCUCCUGAGCUGCUGCUGAAGGCCGUACGGCGAGUCUUCAACGGCACCAUGCAGACCUGGCAGACGGCGCCCUUCAUGGAGGUGGAGGUGGCCGUGCGGCUGCUCUACAUGCUCGGCGAGGCUCUGCCGGCGUCUCAUGGCGCCCAUUUCACCGGAGACACGGCCAAGACCAGCGCCCUGCAGGACAUGAUGAGGACGCUGGUGUCGUGCGGCGUGAGCAGCUACCGGCACAGCUCCGUGUCGCUGGAGUUCUUUGAGACCGUCGUCAGAUACGACAAGUUCUUCCUGGUGGAGCCUGAACACAUCCCCAACGUGCUGAUGGCGUUUCUGGACCAAAGAGGACUGAGACACAGCAGCCCAAAGGUCCGCAGCAGAGUGGCCUACCUCUUCUCCCGAUUCAUCAAGACGCUGCAUAAACACAUGACCGCCUUCGUCGAGGACAUCCUGACCCGGAUCCAGGACCUGCUGGAACUGGCUCCUCCUGAGAACGGCCUCCUGGCGCUGCUGACCAGCGACGACCAGCUGUUCAUGUUUGAGACGGCGGGCGUGCUGAUCGUGAACGCGGAGUGUCCGGCGGACAGGAAGCAGGCGCUGAUGAGGAGCCUGCUGCUGCCGCUGAUGGACGCCUUCCGCUUGGUGCUCGCCAAGUUGCCGCGGGAGACGGACGACGAGCGGCGAGCCGCGCUCGUUGACUGCCUGAGCCACGCCGUCGGGUUCGCCAGCCGGACCAGCAAGGCCUUCAGCAACAAGCAGACGGUGAAGCAGUGCGGCUGCACCGAGGUGUACCGGGACUGCCUCCACGCCUUCCUGCCGGCGCUCAGCUGCCCCGUGCGGCGGGGGUCGCUGCGCAGCUCUGUGCGCUCCUUCCUGCACCGCAUGAUCAUCUGCAUGGAGGAGGAGGUGCUGCCCUUCAUCCCCAGCGCCUCGGAGCACAUGCUGAAGGACUGCGAGGCCAAAGACCUGCAGGAGUUCAUCCCGCUCAUCAGCCAGAUCACCGCCAAGUUCAAGCAGCAGGUGUCUCCCUUCCUGCAGCAGGUCUUCAUGCCGCUGGUGCUCGCCAUCUUUGGCGUGCUGGCGCGGCCGGCGGAGGACAACGACCAGGCGGCGGCGCUGGAGAAGCAGAUGCUGAGGAGGAGCUACUUCACCUUCAUCCAGACGGUGGCCGGGAGCGGCAUGAACGAGGUGAUGGCCAACCAGGGAGCGGAGAACAUUGAGCGCGUCGUCUUCACCAUCAUCCAGGGCGCCGUGGACUUCCCCGACCCCAUCGCCCAGAAGACGUGCUUCGUGGUCUUGUCCCGGCUGGUGGAGCUGUGGGGGGGAAAAGACGGCAUGCCGGGGUUCCCCGACUUUGUCUACAAGCAUGUUGUUCCCGCCUGUUUUCUGGCUCCCCUCAAGCCGACCUUUGACCUCUCAGACGCGCAGACCGUCCUGACGCUGUCGGAGUGCGCGCUCACGCUGAAGAUGAUUCAUCUCAAGAGGGGGCCGGAGUUCAUCCACUUCCUGCAGCAGGAAUAUUUACCUUCACUCCAGGUGUCGCCGGAAAUCUCUCAGGAGUUCUGUCAAGUCCUUCAGCAGCCGGACGUCAAAGUGCUGAAGAGCUACAUGAAGGCGUUCUUCCAGCGAGCCCGGCUGUAGGAGACGGCGAGUGGAGGACUCGUGCUACAGGAAGUGACACGAACACCACAGGGAACGCUUCAGCACCGAAGUGGAGCUGAAGGACUGAAGGACGUCCUCUGGAGGUCACACGUGGAGUCAGAUUGGUGUGAAGCAUUCUGGGAAAAGCCUGAAACGAAGCUUUUCUCCAGUAAAACCAUCACUUUUCACCACGUUGGACUUUUCUUUGGAGGGAAAAAAAAGGGCUGAACUUUAUUUGAUUCAAAAUGUUGAGGAUUUAGUUUGAAGUGAAACGGCUUCUCCUUCCUGCGUAUUAUUUCACAAGCGGACGUUUGUUUCCUCUGAAAACGUCUAAUAUCGUAACUUGAGAUGGAAAGGAAAACACAACAUGUUACGUGUAAAUACGGUUCUGAGGGUUUUCUAAUCUUCAUUCCCAUCUGGAAGAUCAAUACUGCCGCAAAAUGAUUAUUAAAUAACCGUAAAGUUCUUGCUGCCGGAUUAGAAUUAAUAUCUCUACAUUUUGACUUCCAAGUGUCUUCAUUUCAACUGGUGAUUGAUUUUGUUUUUCUUGAUGUUUCACUAAUUGUGGAGCUUCCAUUUAAACACAAUGAUUUUUUGUGCAUAAGCGGCUUGAUUUUAAUUUUCCAUUCAAGAAGUCGUGACGUUUAUGGUCGAUGUCAUCGAUUCUGUGGGCGGAGCCUGAAGGAGAACCAACGGGUCUCGCGUAUAAAAAGGAUUGACAUGUAGAAUAUCACUAAAGUACUUUAAAUAUAGUAAGAGCUUUGGUUCUUGCUAAUGUGUUAGCUUAGCAUAAAGACUGGGAGCGGGGGGAGUGCUAGCCAAGAGCAAAAGGUCGAUAACUUCAGGUUACGUUGCUUCGGAGAGCAGAAUAAACGUCUCGUGGAUCCUAAAUGUCGUACCGUGUUUUCAGUUACGGACUCGAGGCGGUCAGAGUUCUGUUCAUGUUUUAUUUUAUUUAUCCCUCAAACACGUGAGGUUUUGUGUUCCAGUAUUAAAGAACAAAGAACGGUUCUGCAUCAGGUUUUAUUCAAUAAGUCUUCAGAACUGAAGCUUGAACGUCCACCUGCAGCAAAGACAAACCUUCUGUACCAUUAAAGUCUUUAAUCAUGAA